GCCGCGUCCACUUCAGAUCGAGUACAACAGUGGCUUGUCAGAAGAAGACAACGAGAUAUUCGAGGAUCUUGGCCUACCGGGACAUCAGAAGGUCGCGGAAACAGUUUUCGAAGACCCGGAAGAGGCCGGCAUUCGACCCCGGCUCCUGGUUCCUUUGCAGUCCGUGCUCGGUCUAAAGGCUUUGUGUGAGCGGGAGUACAUCCGCACGGAGACGGUGACCGAGAUGCUGAAUCAGUGCCGCACCGCUUACUACAAGGAGCUGCUCUAUCUCCGAGAGCAACUCAUCCUGGCAGCAGAACCGGAGAAACAAAUGCUGCUGGCGUCUGUUCAGAACUACGAGGUUUACUACUUCAACCCUCCAGCCUACGUCGACGAAGACCUGAAAGAAUACAUUAUGAACUGCAGCAGAUGGACCCACAAGAAGCUGAUAGAAGAGAACUACGAGCUCCAGAUGAAGCUUGCAGGACAAGAGGACGUCUUUGAGAAUGUGGACUUUUGCCUGAAAGGGCUCCUUCGGAGACACGGGACAUACAAAGUCUUCAAGACCAUGCACAACAUCGUAAAGAAUGCCAAGGACCUCUUCAAUCCUGAGGACAUGAUCCGCAAGAAAGAGAUGGAGGGCCUGAAGCCCAUCGACGAAUUGCAGGCAGCUGUCGUCGAGCUCUUCCCGAACCUCAAAGCCAAAGAAGACAAUUCGGGUCUCCUCCUGGCAGAGAUCGAGGAGCUCCAGCAGUCCGUGACCCAGUUGAGAGCAGAAUUGGCCAAGACGAAGGAUCUCCUGGAGAAGGAAAGAAAUCGUGCCAACGAGCUGAAUCGGAAGUGCGAUGAGCAGAAGCAGCUCCUCGAAAAGCCGCGUGCGGAUGAGGUGGAAGUCGUGAAGACUGUGGACAACGAAGCAACCUUGGAGGAGCUGAAGCAGCUCAAGGAGCUCAGGCAGGAAAUGGAACAGGAGGCCGAGGCGCAGGCAAGACGGCUGCGAAAGCAGCUGGACGAGUUCGCCGCCGCCAAAUCCUUACCCUCAGGAGGCUCGAAGGCGGAUCCCAAGAAGCAUCUGCAGAAACUGGACGAGGCAAUCUCCGACGCUGAGCGGCUCUUUCAAGCAGCUGCGAGCUUGUCGGCGCAGCAGGUGGUGACGAAAGUCCAGGGCGCUGCCAAACAAGUGGUGGACAAAAGUGGAGAAGAAAAGGCUUUGAAGGAGCUGCAGCAGCUCAGACAAGAGCUGGAGGCUUUGAAAGCCAAGCUCGCGGCUGCCGAGAAGCGGGAGCGCGAAGCCUUGCAGAAGCUCAAGGAGCUGCAGACCAGGCCCGACAAGGUUGAGAAGUCGGACUCAGCGGGACCCGUUCCCGACGAUUACGAAGAAAUCAAGACGCGCCUGGAGCGGAAAAUCGCCAGGAUUGCCGAGUUAGAAGCUGAAUUGGACCAGACGAAGCGGGACUUGCGAGCUGCCAAUCGCAAAGUUGAAGAGCAGGAGCUGCUGCUUCAAGAGAAGGGCCGGAAGGAUGCAGAAAAGGCCAAGCAAUUGUCCGACCUCAUGGAGAAACUUCGGAAGUCCGAAGAGGAGGCCGACAAUCUUGGAGGCAAGCUGUACAAUGCCCAAGAGAAGAUCAAGAAGCUCAAAGAAGAGAUCCGGGACCUGAAGAACAAGCUAGGAAUCAAAGUGGAGGAAAGUGAGGGGGAGGAAGAGGAGGAAGCGGAGGAUGCGCCGAGCUUCAUGAGCCGCUAUGCCAUCCGAGCGAAAAACAGUGGAAAGCCGCGGUGGAUGCUGCUGAGCGAG
Messenger RNA from Symbiodinium necroappetens, 1774 nucleotides. The record is from the annotation of a GenBank genome assembly. NCBI's taxonomy places the organism in Eukaryota, Dinophyceae, Suessiales, Symbiodiniaceae.